Molecule: messenger RNA, 1344 nt
Organism: Scutellospora calospora
Lineage: Eukaryota; Fungi; Glomeromycota; Glomeromycetes; Diversisporales; Gigasporaceae
Source: the annotation of a GenBank genome assembly
AUGGACCAAAGUGAUUCUCAUUUCAAAAGUAGUUACCACAGCCAUUUAUAUCAAUUUCAUUCUCAACAAUUCCCCGAACCUUUAGUUCCUUUAACAUCGUCUACUGACUUUUGUAAUAAUAAUAGCGAAGAACCUUUGACCAGACAUGAUUUACAACGACUUAAAAAAAUUGUUGAUAUGAUAUUUUCGAAUAAAUCUAUUGAUUCUUCGGAAUUUUCGGCUCAAAAAUUAUUCUCUACGGAGGAUAAAAUUUUGUCUUCUAUCAUUAGCCACCUUCCACUUAAUGUUAAUCAACCUUCGGAAAUUAAACAAAUUAUGCCACCAUUAAAUACAUUAAAUAUUAUGUUAAAUCAUACUUACCCUAAUCUUCUAAGUAAACUUAUUGAUAAUAAUUCUGAAUUUUUAAAUCAGCAGAAUACGAUGAAUUCCUCUUCUAUUAAUAAUAAAAUUCCUUCCAACACUCCUCUUUGUAUUCCAUCCAAAGAACUAUGCAAACAAUUAAUUAAUGAUUAUUUUACCCGAUUUAAUGUUAUCAUUCCUAUUAUUAAUCGACAAAAAUUUAAUAAUCAACAAAAUUAUCAUUAUAAAACAAUUUCCGAAAUGUUGAUGUGUUCAAUUUUGGCUGUGGCAGCUGCGAGAUAUUCUGAUGAUCCUUCUAUCCAAAAAACUCCCGAUAAACCUGGUGGUAUAUUUUUCGAUUCUGCAAAGAAAUUAUUGGAUAAAAAAUAUAAUACACCAAGUUUGGAAACCAUUCAAACAUUAUUGCUUUUGGUACAUGCAGAGACCAGUAUGACACGCAUCCAUAGUCAGUUAAUGUUUUUUGGCAUGGCUGCUCAAAUGGCUCAUAGCUUGCACCUUGAACGAAAUGAUACUUCUCUUUCCGAUGAUGAAAAUGAAGAAAGACGCAGAAUAUUUUAUUGUGUUUACUGCUCUGAAAGUAUGUUAAAACAAAUACGUUCUGAGUUAACAAAAUGGUUAAGAGAAUUAUCUGAUGAUCUACGAUUUCAAAGUUUAUCUAAUGCCGAUUCAAGUUCUAACAAUCUAUCGAAUUUUUCGGUUUUUACUGGAUAUAUCAAUAUUCUUUUCCACACAUGUAUACUAUUACUCCAUCAACCUUAUCUAACUAGAACAAGUGGUCCAAACAUUGAAGUACAAAAACAUGAUCCAGAUGGUCCUAUUAAAAUAUGUCUUACCGCUGUUAAUACAAUUACUGAAAUUGCUAGAACAACUCAAAAUUUUGAUGAUAAAGCAUUUUGUUCUUUUCAUUUUCCUAUUUAUGGUUUAUUACAAUCGACUAUGUUAGAAUUAAUCAUUAUGAAUGAUUCUCAAGAAUUUGAUUCGAUU